Molecule: messenger RNA, 1300 nt
Organism: Habropoda laboriosa
Lineage: Eukaryota; Metazoa; Arthropoda; Insecta; Hymenoptera; Apidae
Product: tektin-B1
Exons: 7
Coding region: 1-1290 (429 amino acids)
Biological process (GO): cilium movement involved in cell motility; cilium assembly
Cellular component (GO): nucleus; microtubule cytoskeleton
Source: RefSeq, a predicted model, not a curated record
AUGGCCAAAUCUGUAACUACAUACGAAAAACCUUUACCACACAUAAGUUUACCAGAUUGGUAUGCUAAGCAAUGGGAAGUUCAGCAAAAUGCAGCUCUCAGAAGUGCAGAAGCAUUUGAAUUAAGAAAUUCAGGAAAAAUUGUUCGUUCAGAAACAAUGGUAAAAACCUUGUGGGACUCAUAUAUGAAUAAUACUCGUCUUGCAGAUAGAGUAACAGAAUUAUCAAGAUGGAGAGAAGUACUUCAGCAUUUGUUAGAUAAAUUAAUUACAGAGACAAGAUUCAUACAGGCUGAGAAGGCUGAUGCAGAAAAAGAAUUAGAAAAUUUAAAUUAUCCAUUACAAGUAACUGCAGAAUGCAUUUCUAUGAGAGAUUGUCGUAGAGGAACAGAGCUUACUUAUGAUGAAGCUGAUACAGAAUUAAAAAGAGAACUCUGUGUCAUUGAAAAUGUUAAAAAAUUAUUAACUGAUAGGGUACAAGCUGCAUGGGAAAAGUUAAAUCGUUUGGAAGAAGUUAGAUUUACAGUGCAGUUGGAGGUAGAGGAUAAAGAUGAAACUAUUAAAAUAGAUAAAGAAAAUCUUAGUUUAGAUCGUACCUGUGCAAAUAUUAGCUACAAACCAAAUGCAUUAAGAACUCCAAAAGGGUCAAUAACAUAUGAAGCUUGGUUGAAACACUGCCAACAUGCUAAAACUUUAGCUGACAAUGAAUUAAGCGAUGUAUAUAAUUUUCGAGAAGCUAUGAAUGUAAUGCGUGAACGAGCUAGGAACGACAUUAAAGCUCAGCAGGAUGUAACAGAUUUUAGUUUACGAAAACGAAUCUAUCAGACGCAAAAAGCUCGAAAUGAGUUAGAGUGGCAGAAGCUUAAAAUUGAAAAAGAAAUGGAAAUUUUACAAAAAGAAAUAGUAAGAUUAGAAGAUGCACUACUGCAUAAAGUUGAUUCUAUAAAAUGUGCGGAAACAAGAUUAGAAAAUCGUACUUAUCGUCCUGGUUUUGAACUUUGUCGUGAUGAAGCUGAAUUAGGUUUGAAAGAUGAAGUUUUACAGUUGCGACAAACUGAAAAAGAUUUAUCAAAAGUUUUGGAAAAUUCAAAAGGAGCGUAUAAUAAUUUGGAAAGCUUACUGUUGCGGGUUGAUAGAAAUUUAGAUGACAAACAACAUUCUUUAGCAACGGAUGUGAUGUGUUUAGACAUGAGAGCAACGUUGAAAACAGGGGAUAGAACCCGAUUACCUAAUGAAACCGAUCGUAAUAUUGUUCUCACACAUAUGGAAGAAGAAAUACCACUUGAGUCGUGAAUAACUGCAA